UAUAUGUGCAUCAUAUAUAUUCAUAUAUAGAUAGUUGCAGCUAGCAUAUGAUUAAACUUACUGUGUUCUUAGUGGUAUUCUUUGGCACCUAGCCAUCUUAUAUUCUAAAUGAGAAGGGACACCAACAUUGAUUUUGAUUAUAGAAGUAUAUUUGCCAUGAGGUAGAUCUUAAAUACUAUCUUAUUGCUCAGUCUGUGUACCUCUUACUGUAUCAUUCUUUGUGUUUUAUAUUCAUUCCAUCCUUCCAACCAUUAAUAAAAUACAUAUUGGUCUAAAGUCUGAAACUUCUUGAAUAUUCGUUUAAAUACCACAAGCAGACAGUCCAACACUUGUGUUCAAGGUAAUAGUGAAUGUAUGUACAUUGAAAACACUGUUUAAAUUGCCUUCAGGCUGUGUGUAUAUUAAAGCAAAUUUCAUAAUUACAUUUGAAUCCCAACCGUGGAAUACCAUGUGCAAGUAAAUAUUCCAGGAUCUAAAUCCUAAAACCCAUCUGGUCCUAAGCAUUUGGUUACAGGUUUACUUGGCCUCUAUAAAUUAUAUGAAACGUUAGUUUUCUUUUUAAGAUUACUAGACUAUGAUAAAGGAAUUUCUCCUUUAAUAAGAAGCUGUGUAGUAAGUAGCAUUUCUAGGCCAGUAACCCGUGAACUCUAUUACUGACCUUGAAAACAACUCUAGAUUCUAAGACUCUGAGACUCCCACCCGGUUCUGAGAAGUUGAUUAUUUGCAUAGAGUAAAACAGCUUCUCUAGCUACUUAAUUGAAUAACAAACAAAAUUCCCUACUUCCUAUUGUAAUUAAAGUGACUUUUGUUUUGAACUUUGCUUGACCCCUCUUCACAGAGGAGCAAUGAUUCAGUGUUUCGCUGCGACUAUAGAACAUAACUACCCCGAAUAACAAGUCAACUUUUGAGAUGGUAUCAACAUCCUUCCGAAGAAGAAUUAAGAAUCCUUGCAGGGAAGCAGCAGAAAGGAAAAAGUAAAAAAGACAGAAAAUACAAUGGCCAUAUUGAAAAUAAGCCAUUAACCAUUCCAAAAGACAUUGACCUUCAUCUAGAAACCAAGUCUGUUACAGAAGUGGAUACUUUAGCACUGCAUUACUUUCCAGAAUACCAGUGGCUGGUGGACUUCACGGUUGCUGCUACCAUUGUAUAUUUAGUAACUGAAGUCUAUUACAGCUUCAUGAAGCCUACACAGGAAAUGAAUAUCAGCUUAGUUUGGUGCCUCCUGGUUUUGUCUUUUGCAAUUAGAAGAUGGAGGUGAAAGGUCAGUUUGUGUCACCUUUGGAUUUUUUUUCUUCGUUAAAGCAAUGGCAGUUUUGAUCGUAACAGAGAACUACCUGGAGUUUGGCCUUGAAACAGGGUUUACAAAUUUUUCAGACAGUGCAAUGCAGUUUCUUGAAAAGCAGGGUUUAGAAUCUCAGGGUCCUGUUUCAAAACUUACUUUCAAAUUUUUCCUGGCUGUUUUCUGUUCACUCAUUGGGGCUUUUUUGACAUUUCCUGGAUUACGGCUGGCUCAAAUGCAUCUGGAUGCCCUGAAUAUGGCAACAGAAAAAAUUACACAAACAUUACUUCAUAUCAACUUCUUGGCACCUUUAUUUAUGGUUCUGCUCUGGGUGAAACCAAUCACCAAAGACUAUAUCAUGAACCCACCGUUGGGCAGAGAGAGUAUCCCUUUAAUGACAGAAGCCACAUUCGAUACUCUUCGACUCUGGUUAAUAAUCCUGCUCUGUGUUUUGCGGUUGGCCAUGAUGCGAAAUCACCUGCAAGCAUAUUUAAAUUUGGCCCAGAAAUGUGUGGAUCAAAUGAAGAAAGAAGCAGGCCGAAUAAGUACAGUCGAGCUACAGAAAAUGGUGGCGCGAGUCUUUUACUACCUGUGUGUCAUUGCCCUGCAGUAUGUGGCACCUCUGGUAAUGCUGCUUCACAUGACCCUGCUUCUGAAAACACUAGGUAAUCAUUCCUGGGGAAUUUAUCCAGAAACUGCCUUUCCCUUGCCAGUGGAUAAUAAUCUCCCCUCCAACUCGGUUUACCCUGAACCACCAUCACCUGAUGGGAAGAUGAAGGUAACUGUUACACAAAUCACAGUGGCACUGAGCAGCUUAAAGAACAUCUUCACGCCUCUCCUUUUUCGAGGACUUCUGUCAUUUUUGACAUGGUGGAUUGCCGCGUGCCUCUUUUCUACAAGCCUUUUUGGGCUUUUCUAUCAUCAGUAUCUGACAGUGGCAUGAAUUCCAGUCAGAAACGGAUACCCAAGUCACACUUUAAAUGCAAAUAUCUGUGCCCUUGAAGGACUGACAAAAGGAGACUGCAAAUACAACGGAGAAAAAAGGAUUGGAGUGCUUUGUUUUGAAUGCUUCCUCUGUAUUCUCAGGGUGAAUUAAUGUUGUAAUAUUUAAAACUCAUGAGAUUGGUUGUUACACUGUUACCCACUGUGGCAUUGGAAUUGAAACUCAUUGUGAGAACUAAUGUGAGAGGGCGAUCUGCAGGGGUAAUCCUUCUGACUCUCUUGGUUUACAGUUGCAAACCUCCAACAGUGGUUAGACUUCUAGGACUCCAGUUAGACUGCUUUUCAUGGUGUUGUGGUACUGUUACUACUCAUAGUUGCUGCCUACAGAACAAUCUUCAAACUGAGCCAUGCUCGAGGGAAGGGAAAGGAACUAAAAUUACUUCUGUUGGUAAUGUAUUAGUCUUUAAAAAAGAAAUCCAACAGAAAGGAAGAGAAAGCUACUGUAUAUUACAGUAAGAAAAGCUGCAUAGUCAUUUUAAAUUGAAUGGAGAUAUAAAUCACCUAUUGUCUACAAGUACUGUUACUUGGGAGUAGCAGGAAUAUUCUUUUAAAGUGUAUGCCACCCAGCUUGAAAGUUCUUUUUAAAUGAUUGGCCAUAUGAACAUCAGCAGUCUCACUGUUAGUUUUGGGCCUUGCUGUAUUUUAUUUUUUCUUUGAUUUAAAUAGUUAUGUUUAAUCUAAAAAUAUUUAUCAAUACUGAUCAAAUUUGAGAAUUAUUUGCAAUCCUGCUGACUACGUGUAUGUAUUGUGUAUAUAUUAUAUAUUAAAUAUAUAAUAUAUUGAGGUUAUAAAAGAUGAAAAUAUUGAAUCCUUAUAAUAUUUUAAGUUUCAGAAUGUACGUUAAACAAUGAUUUGAAUGAGAUGUAUUUGUAUCUAGAAAUUUCCGUUUGGAAUGAGAUUAAAAUACAUUUUUUUAAAGCUCAA
Mus pahari (shrew mouse) is the source of this 3205-nucleotide messenger RNA. RefSeq names its product transmembrane protein 161B (gene Tmem161b). The transcript is spliced from 12 exons. Lineage: Eukaryota; Metazoa; Chordata; Mammalia; Rodentia; Muridae. The record is from RefSeq and is a predicted model, not a curated record. Bases 1305 to 2222 code for a protein of 305 amino acids.